Messenger RNA from Paraglomus brasilianum, 777 nucleotides. The record is from the annotation of a GenBank genome assembly. NCBI's taxonomy places the organism in Eukaryota, Fungi, Glomeromycota, Glomeromycetes, Paraglomerales, Paraglomeraceae.
AUGUCCACAAUUCAUAUAGCCGGAGAGCGCAUACCCGUGACAGCCACUUACCCAGAGAUUAACGUUUCAGCCGUCUUGGAAUUUGCACCAUUCAAGGAAUGGGCUGAUGCAAUGUCCAGCGAAAAAAGUCAAUCGGCAGAAAGGAAUAAUUUGGAGAUUAAAAAGAUCGAGAUACAGAACGUUGACUAUUUUGGCUCGAAAAUUGGAUUUGUAAAGUUCAAAGUGGAUGCGAGACUAGUUGAUAAUGGAAAGAACGUUCCCGGAAUUAUAUUCAUGGUUCGUGGAGGAUCGGUUGCCGUUCUCCUAAUCCUUAAAUCUAAAGAUGGUGACAACGUGACGGAAGAGCAUGCUGUUCUUACUAGCCAAGCGCGUCUCGCUGUCCCUUCACUAUCAUUUCAAGAAAUUCCUGCAGGAAUGCUUGAUGGAUCAGGAAAUUUCUGCGGAAAGGCCGCAGAGGAAAUAAAAGAAGAAACGGGUAUCGAAAUAACAGAAAACGAUCUCAUAGAUAUGACGGAUCUAACCCAUGGCACCGCAUUCCGCGGCGUCUAUCCAUCACCAGGCGGGUGUGAUGAAUUUAUGCGGUUAUGUUUAUGUGUUAAAGAAAUGAAACGAGAAGAUGUUCUGAAAUUAGAAGGAAAAUUGAGCGGGAUGCGAGACCAUGGAGAGAGCAUUACUGUUAGAUUAGUAAAAUUGGAUGAUCUAUGGAAAAUACCGGAUAUGAAAGCAUUGUCAGCUUUGGCUUUGUAUCACGCGUUGAGAAAGGAAGGGAAGAUAUAA